Molecule: messenger RNA, 2893 nt
Organism: Ruditapes philippinarum (Manila clam)
Lineage: Eukaryota; Metazoa; Mollusca; Bivalvia; Venerida; Veneridae
Product: receptor-type tyrosine-protein phosphatase alpha-like
Exons: 10
Biological process (GO): protein dephosphorylation
Molecular function (GO): protein tyrosine phosphatase activity
Source: RefSeq, a predicted model, not a curated record
GAUUCUAUCAAAAGAGAAAUAGUUCAAGUCCAUUUUACUGCUUGGCCUGACAAAGGAACGCCUGAUGACGUCACGAGCUUGAUAGAAUUUAGACAGAAGGUUAACAGUACUAAGACUAAACUAGAUGGCCCUAUUCUUGUACACUGCAGCGCCGGAAUAGGUAGAACUGGUACGUACAUUGCUUUAGAUAGUAUAACAAAUGAGGGCGAAACCGAGGGAGCAGUAGAUAUAUAUGCAUUUGUAAGGAAUAUGAGAGAACAGAGGGUAAACAUGAUACAAACAGCUGAACAAUACCAGUACCUUCAUAACGCCUUAGUUCACACUCUGACCUUUGACAGUAAAGCUGUUGAGGCCUCCAUGUUUAAUGAAUAUAUGAAGACGCAUACCGAAGAUCAUCUGGGGAAUAUGUUUGAGAAGCUUCAAGCGUCUGUUGAACAAAGAACUGAUGAUGAACAGGAAGCUGUUAAAAGAAACAAGGCUUUAGUAAAUAAGAACAGAAACGGUGCUGAUAUCCCAGGAGAUCGUAACAGACCUCGGCUAUUCAUGGCUAAAACUCCAGGUCAAUCAGAUUACAUCAAUGCAGUGUACGUAAAUAGUUUCAAAAACGUGAAUCGUUUCCUGAUAGCACAAACACCUUUAACAGACACUGUUGAGGACUUUCUUAAAUUAAUUGUUCAAGAAAAGGUUUCAUGCGUCAUCAGUAUGGAAACAAUGUCGUCAGAAAAUAAGGACUCCGGAAUUUACUGCCCUGUGGAUAACCAAACGUUAAGGAAAGGGGCCUUCACGAUAAAAACUGAACGAGGAGAUGGGACAGACCAAUAUCACUUGAAGAAAAUGAAAAUAUCAUAUAAAAGCAAAUCUGGAUCAGAAGAGAUUAUAGUACCACAUGUUCAGUACACACAAUGGGAUUCCAACAAGAGCAUUCCAGAAGAGCCCGUCAAGUUUGUACAGUUUGUCAAAGAUAUGGAACUAAAAUUUAGCCGAACUGACACAAACCGACCAAUGCUGGUCCAUUGCUUAACUGGAGCUAAAAAAGGAGGACUAUUUUGUGUUGUAUCAACUUUGUUGGAGAAAACACAAAUUGACCAGGAAGUGAGUGUCGCAAACACCGUACGGCAAAUAAAAUAUAGAAGAUAUUUGGCUGUGCCAGAUAAAGACCAGUACAUUUUCUGUCAUCAUUGUGUCAACGAGUAUUUACGAACAUUCGAUAUCUACUCAAACUUUGAACUGAAGACAUAGAUAUUCAAAGACAGUUUUUCUUGACGACAAAAUCAAACAUGAAUCGUUUUUGUAAAUAAGUGUUUGUUAUUGAUGUUUAAGUUUAUGUUUUAUAUCACCCGCUUUAAUUACCUACAUUUUAUCAGUUUUCUGUACCCUUUAUAUUGUAUCCAUUUUUUUCAGAUUUAAACACCUUUUUAAAGAGUAUGAGAUCAUUAUUACCAGCUAAUGAUCUGUACAACCUCUACAUGAAACACCCUUUGGUAGACAAAAAUAUUGCAUGUUACCGAGAGGAAAGCCAUACACAUUGAAAAGUUCUACUUUCAAAGGAUAUUUCGUUACCUUAGAGCAAUAACUGAUAAAUGUAUGUUAAAUUUAGAAGGACUUAUUCCGUUUUUGCACUAAGGCGACUUUUAAAAAGAACAGUUCUGCUGAGAUUGGUUCUAAAAAGCGGAAAUUAAUAUCAUAUCAUUUUAACAGCUCAGGCUGGGGAGAUGCAAACUUUUGUACGUCCUGUCUGUGUUUGAUGAAAUGGAAAUUUUGACUUUUGAUUUUGAGUGUCAUUAUUUUGUUGUUGCUGCCCUUUUAUAAUAAACAAAUGACGAAAUACGCGAUAUUCACAAUAUCAAAAAUACAGUGACAGUGAAGGGUCUAAACACUCAUUGUUUUAACAUUAUAAAGAGCCAAAAAGCCAAAAUUUGUAGUAGCCGAAAAACUCUUACCGACAAAGGGAUAUUCUAGAAACACUCUUGUUAUAGAAUAUUUUGUUGUUUUUUUGUCAUUGUUUGAUAAUACUGAAUGUUUUAUUUUUCUUUUUAUUGAAUUUUUUAUCAUAUGUCGAAUUGAUAAAUUAAGAAGUAGAAGAAAACGAAAAAAAAAAAGAUAUUUCCGCAUUUCUCGUUUUCAAAAUAUACAUUCUUGGUAUUUAAGAAAGAAAACAAUCUGUUUUCUAGAAAGAUGAAACAGUUCAAUUUCGGUUUAACAUAGCAAAUAACUAUAGAGAUUGAAAUUUAAAAAGUUUACAAAUCCAAAAAAAAUAUAUAGAGUAAUAGUAUUUGCUAUAAGAUUAUUUUGUUUUUAAACAAUAUAUUUAUAUUAAAAUACGCAGCAACAAUGAAAUACAUUUCUUAAGGAUACAACAUAUUAGUGAAAAGCUGCAACAAACAAAUGUUUAUAGUCAUAUACUGGAUAGCUCAAUAUUUUAAGAUUUAUUUAUUCAGCAGGCAUAAUUAUUGUAAGAUGUGAACCAACCAUCAAAAUAAACAUAUUUAUCACUUAACAUAAUCUUCAAAGUAAAACAUUAUCCUCUUGGAAAUUUUGUCAACUUUUUUUACUUAAUAUGCAUAGAAAGAAAAUUUAAAAUUAUCUCAUAAAAUUUUCUUAAACGGUGCUUGGUUAAGUUGAAGUAAAUUGAUUUAAAAAAAUGAAGUAGGAUGGUGGCCUUUUUCCUCAAUGUGUUUAACUCAUGAUUGUAUUGAAUCAUGCAAAUUUGAAGAAAAUACUCCGUGAUAUUUUUUUUUUCUUUCUUGGCUUUUCCAAUUGAUAGCCUUCUACAUUUCCAUGUAAAAGUGACUUACUUAAAUACGCUUUUAGAUGCUUUUAAAUUUGAUUAUGUUAUGUUAUUUAUGUUUUAUACCAAACGUUACUGUACUAAUUAAAGUUUACAUUUUAUAAA